This is a messenger RNA of Plodia interpunctella (Indianmeal moth), 2760 nucleotides long. RefSeq lists its product as uncharacterized. Gene Ontology annotation, cellular component: nucleus. The transcript has 2 exons. Gene Ontology annotation, molecular function: zinc ion binding. NCBI's taxonomy places the organism in Eukaryota, Metazoa, Arthropoda, Insecta, Lepidoptera, Pyralidae. The record is from RefSeq and is a predicted model, not a curated record. The coding region runs from base 249 to 2609 and encodes 786 amino acids.
GGGUCCGCAGCCAGCCAUGUUGCAGUGGCGGCUGAUCUGAUUGUAGAUUUUUAAUUUGGUUUACCAUUUUUACCAAGCAAUAAAUAAGAAAAUCUUGAAGGAAAGGUACAUAAAGGUUAUUGGAAUAUAGUGAUUAGAUAUAAUUAUAUUCCAAUAAUAUAACGAAAGAACUAUAAUAUUGUCCAUUUAGAUAUCAAUAAUUUCUUGCGCUUGCAAGUAAUACGUUUAAAACUAAUAAGUCAAACAAAAUGGCUAAAGCCAAAAAGAAAAACAAGGUUAAGGUUCCGAACCAAGCUGCAGAGAUGCCUGAUUUGCCUGCGGAUAUCGAGAAAGUGAUAAGUGACAGUGUAAAAGCUGCUGCCAACAGUUCAGUUGUUCCACCUGUGUUGAUGAAAGUUUGUAGACUUUGUGGUGGUAAAGAGGGUCCUUUUCUCAAUAUUUUUGACCAGGAUCAAAGCACUGCAAUUAAAAUUGACCAGUUGAUGCCAUUCAGGAUUGAAGAAAAUGAUGAUCUACCACACAAAAUAUGUUUUCGUUGCUCUGCAAAACUUGAAGAACUCCACGAAUUUGUCAGCAAGUGCAUAAAAACACAAGAGAAUUUACAUACCAACAUGGGAAAGAAACCUCCAGUUAUAUCUAGAACAAAUACAAGACAGAUGUGGGAAGAAAAGCUUUACAAAUCCAAUAUGACCAAUGAAGAUAUAUGUAAUGCUCUUAUUAAGAAAGCCAUGGAAGGUAUCAAAGAUAUAUCUCGCAGUCCGACACCAGAUGAAGAACCUGUUAUUGCUCCUAAGAAUGAAACUAGAAUUGUAAAUAAACCAGGUCCCUGGUCAAAGAAAGUUCUCAAAAAAAUUGAAGAGGAAAACAAUGUUCAGUUCAAGGAAGUUAAACUAUCAUUAGAUAAAUGUGAUGAACUACCCAAAAGAUCAUUACGAUCUAAAACUGCAGAGAAACCUCCAGAAAGCCCUGUUGAAAGGCGACUAAAACCUACAAGGGAAGCAACCAAGCCUGUUAUCCAAGAUUCCAGUAGUAGUGAUGAUGAUGAGGUUGAAGAAGAACCCAAUGUGAAUAAAAAAAUAACCAGCUUAAGUUUUGACUUUGAUGAAGGACCAAUUGACAACAAAAAGAAUAAAGUUGAAGAAUCCAUACAGAAAAAGACUGAGCCAGAACCACCAGAAAAGCCAUUUAACAUUAUGGAUCAUAUUUGUAUGAUUAAGGUUAAUGGUGUGGGUGUGUUAUUUCAGUGUAAGUUAUGCAAUAGAAAUUUCUUGAAGAAAGAAGUUGUCCAGACACAUUCUUGUGCAAAGAAUGGCAUACCUAAAGUAGACCUCACUAAAAAUAUAAAACCACCGGAGCCCCCUAAAAUAGCCACUGUGAAAUACAUAAACACGAAAGUGGAUGAUGCAAAGAAGGCUGUAGUUAAAGAAGAACCUGUGAAACCACCAUUGGUGAAACCUAAGCCAAGAAUAGGACCAGCUAGUAGAGUUAAACAUAAUAGUGACACAGGCAGUCAAAACCCAAACACAUCCCAAAAUUGUAAUACAUCCCAACAAAUAACCCAGAACCCGCAACAAUUUGUACAGCCAACCACUCCGAAUCCUCAACCAGCGGCACCUGUUGUAAAUUUUCCUUCCAUGCCAGGCCUGAAUGGUCGAUUCAGACUAGUCCCUGGACCAAAUAACACCUUUACCCUAUGUGAAGAUAAUUCUAUUCCAAGUACUAUCACUCCAGCUCCUAGUCUUACAAACAAUGUAAAUGUAACAUACAAUGUUUCACCACCAAUUAGUAAUAAUAUUCCAUCACAAAUUAGUGCUCCCAUAAUUACAAAUAAGAAUGACACAAAGAAAUCAAGAAAAAGAAAGUCAAAUAUUCCAGUAGAAGAAAAUAGUAAAUCUUUGCUUAAACCUCAGUUUUCUGCACAAUCUGUUGUCCCUAAUCAAGAUAUUAUGAAAAGCAGAUCGUUUAUUGAUUUAGUUGAUAGCGAAGAGAGACCUCAAUUCACAAUUACUUCAAGGAAUCCCACCCCAGUAGCACAACAGCCUGUUAUUAAUUCUGUUCAUGACCAACCUUAUCCCGUUGGACUCUUUCAAACUGUGUCCAGAGCACCAGAACCGCCGGCUUUUACAACUCCCGCUAUGAAAAAACAGUCGUAUACUAUAGUACAGACAGGUAAUCCUAGUAAACUGUUAAUAUCUACCAAACCACAGCCAGUUGAAGAGGCUCCAAAGAAAAAGAAGAAGCCGAAACUAUCAAAGGCCCCAGAAGAAGAGAGUCCGCCGUCUUUUAAUGUUACAUUAGAAGAUACAACACGGGCGAAAGAUUCUGGAUUUUUCACGUUUAUCAACGUAGAUCCAUUGCUGCAGCCAUCAUAUGUUUUGCCCACAGAUAACAUAAUACAGGAGUCUCAAAUAUCAACCAGUACCGCUAUGGUGCAACCACCAGCUGCCAGUAAAGACAAAGAUAAGUAUUCAUGUAAUAUGUGUGAUGAGACAUUUUCGAGGGAAAAGAAGUUGUUGGCUCACAUUCAGUCACAUUUUACCAAGAUGGAUGAGGAAGAUCAGCGAAGAGCUGAAAAAUCUGAACCAAGAAAGAGGAGUAAGAGACUUUAAGUUGCAUUUUAUUAAGUUUAGUUUUCAUACUGGGUGUAUUCACUAUGUGAUCACAAGGAGAUGACUACUUACUUCCCUCAUAUGGUUAAAAUCGAGAAAAAAUACAGGCACUUAAACAUGACAAUUAUAAACUCGCUCUUAUUAUAAAUAU